This is a messenger RNA of Marchantia polymorpha subsp. ruderalis, 618 nucleotides long. The record is from the annotation of a GenBank genome assembly. NCBI's taxonomy places the organism in Eukaryota, Viridiplantae, Streptophyta, Marchantiopsida, Marchantiales, Marchantiaceae.
AUGGGACGGCCCCGGCGGGUGCUCUGGAUACCGAUCUGCUCGUCUUUAUAUGAGCGAGUGUGUGUGCAGCAGGAGAGGGAGAGGGAGAAGGAGAAGGAGCAGCGGCAGCGGCGGCAUAUGGAUGUCCGACUGCGCGGGCCGGGGGGUGCACCGCGUAGGCGAGAGAGAGUGGCAACCACGCCCAAGCCCAAGCCCAAGCCCAGGCCCAGGACCGCUUGUGGGCCAGGGCCUCACCCCCAGUCCCAGUCCCAGUCCCAGCCCCAGCCCCAAGCCCAGCCAUGCGAUGCCAGCAGCCGAGCCCAGGCCAGCCCCCGGGCCGGUCAUGACCACCACUCGCAGCACCGGAAGGAAGCACUUGAGAGAAGGUCGCCGGUGUCCGCUUGUCUGAGCAGUGCGAAUACAACAGACGUUCAUUAUCCUCACGCCCCGUCCGCUGUGCAUCCACCGGAUCCUGCCGCCUGGCCUCUAGCUACGCUCGCAUCCCCCGGCUUUCGCUCCCAGCUUCCAGUCCCCUGCUCCCCUGUCCGCGGUGAUUCGAACUCUGCGGUUUCGCGCCGUCAGCGUGUUUUGAAUGCGCGACCGCUUAUAAUACAAACGACAGCCCCAGGGAGGGGCUAA